AAGUUAUCAUUUGUGUGUUUUUUACUUUCUAGCUUACUUUUUACUCACCCGGCUAGGUUUUCCUAACCCGAGCAGCCACGUAUUUAUUUAUUCUAUGAAAUUUACACCAUCAUACUCUAUAUCAAAAUCUGACACUCAUGGACAUUGCAUUUUUCAUCAUCUGAUUUGAUUGAUUUCAAUUUUAAUUUAUUAAGUGUCGACCUUGCUGACCCGGGUUGGAUAGACCCGGAAUCCCCGGAUAGUGAAAGAAGGGAAAGCCCUCCUCCCUCAGCAGCCCACCCCGAACGGAAUCUCAGAACCUCACUAGAAACCUCUCUCUCUCUCUCUCUCUCUCUCUCUCUCCGUGAAACUGUAACUGCAACAAAAAGAACUCUGCCAUGGCAUUUCCUUACAUGGAAUCGGUCGUUGGUUUUAUGAUAUUCAUGUACUUUUUUGAAACUUACCUCAAUAUAAGGCAGCAUGCCGCUCUUAAGGUCCCAACACUUCCUAAACCUUUGGUAGGGGUAAUAAGUCAAGAAAAGUUUGAGAAGGCCCAAGCUUAUAGUCUUGAUAAAAGCUAUUUUCACUUUUUCCAUGAGUAUAUCAGCAUACUUAUGGACUCAAUAAUUCUGUUGUGUGGGAUCUUACCUUGGUUCUGGAAGAAAUCAGGAGAUGCCUUGGUGUUCUUUGGUCUUAACACAGAAAAUGAGAUACUGCACACACUUGCGUUUUUAGCUGGUGUAAUGGUUUGGUCACAGAUCACGGACUUGCCGUUUACUUUGUACUCGACAUUUGUGAUUGAGGCUCGCCAUGGUUUCAACAAGCAAACGAUAGGGCUAUUCAUCAAGGACAUGAUCAAAAGUAUUAUAUUAUCUGUUGUGAUUGGCCCACCUAUUGUGGCUGCAAUCAUUUUGAUAGUACAGAAAGGAGGUCCUUACUUGGCGAUAUAUCUGUGGGGAUUCAUGCUUGUACUAUCUCUUGUGAUGAUGACAAUUUACCCUAUCCUGAUUGCCCCACUUUUCAACAAGUUUACCCCACUUCCUGAUGGCGAGCUUAGAGAAAAAAUUGAAAAACUUGCUUCCUCACUCAAAUUCCCCUUAAAGAAGUUGUUUGUUGUUGAUGGAUCUACAAGGUCUAGCCAUAGCAAUGCAUACAUGUAUGGAUUCUUCAAGAACAAACGGAUUGUCCUUUAUGAUACAUUGAUUCAGCAGUGCAAGAAUGAUGAGGAGAUCGUUGCCGUGCUUGCACAUGAAUUAGGUCACUGGAAACUAAACCAUACAAUGUACACCUUCAUUGCUGUCCAGAUCCUCACAUUUUUGCAGUUUGGAGGGUAUACACUUGUUAAGAAUUCAAAAGACAUGUUUUUGAGUUUUGGCUUUGAUACUCAACCUGUUCUUAUUGGGCUCAUAAUUUUCCAGCACACUGUGAUUCCUCUGCAGCACCUCGUGAAUUUCGGGCUUAAUCUUGUCAGCCGAGCUUUUGAAUUUCAGGCCGAUGCUUUUGCUAAGAAACUUGGGUAUGCUUCGCAUCUUCGUGCUGCUCUCGUAAAAUUACAGGAGGAAAAUUCGUCAGCCAUGAACACCGAUCCUUGGUACUCUGCUUACCACCAUUCUCACCCUCCCCUAGUUGAAAGGCUGGCUGCAAUUGAUGAACCUGAUAAAAAGACAGAGUGAUGAUCCCUUCCUUGUUCACAGGCAACCCUCAAACUCCCCCAAAUCCCUACUACCCCUACCCCCAAACUCACACACAUAUGCUAUAGUCCACUGCUUAGGAGGUUGGGAAGUGGUUUUUUGAACUCUAAGCGAUAACUUUUCUCUAUGUGGUCAUAGGUUGACAAAGUGAACUUGUGUAAAAUGUGACUACAUUGUUAGUUCAUAUUCCUAUAUUUUUUCCCUAUUAAAUUAGUUGUCCUAAAAAAAGAGAUAGUUAUCCUAUUUUGUUUUCACAGAUAUUACCAAGGUUGAUAUUGAAGAAGUGAAAAUAACUUGUUUGAAUUUAU
Molecule: messenger RNA, 1978 nt
Organism: Cuscuta campestris
Lineage: Eukaryota; Viridiplantae; Streptophyta; Magnoliopsida; Solanales; Convolvulaceae
Source: the annotation of a GenBank genome assembly